AUGUCCUUUUUGACAAGCCGGAAGGAAGAAGAUGGCGACUUUCUGUUGGUGGUCGCUGGUCUGACCCGCUUUGCACCUUAUCUGACCGGCUGGCAAGAGUUCAAGGAUCACAUUCGAAAAGUGGUGAGAGAACAACCUGGCUGGGUUGACGUAUAUGCAAGCCAAAGUCAGCGCAGGGGUGAGAUGCAAGGCUGGUGCAGGCUGAAGGACAGGGAAGAUGCAGAAGCUGCAUACAAAACUUAUUUCAAGUCCAAAGGCAUGCUGGUGCAUGUUUGGCAAACACGUCGCAUCAAUGACGGGUUUCGACUGAUGAAGUGCAAUUGUUCAGUGCAUUUCCCGGAUUUACCUGAAGGCGCUCACUCUCCUGGACUUUGUGGCAUCGACAUUGGAAGAGUAAACCAACUAAGCGGCAAACCGUAUGCCGCACCUCCAACACAAUACAUGCCAGUUCAGCCAGGUUACGCUUAUGCCGCAUACCCUCCGACUACUACGUUCGCCAUUCAACCAGUAUACACAACGCAAGCACCUCACCCAGUGCCUCCAGCAAUGCCUUACCUGCCAGUCUAUUCUGCAAACAAUAGUGGCAUGCCAGUAAACAUUCGAGAUGGGGCAGUACUAACCGAGGCGCGUGGCAUAUUCAUUCAGAAUUUGAGCUACAAGGUCGGAUCAAAUGAGCUCAAGAACUUACUCCACACUGUUGGACAGCCCGUCGACUGCAAAGUGCAUCGGGAUCGUGCCGGCGUAUCCAAGGGGGUGGCAACCGCCAAGUUCGCCUCGACGCACGAAGCACAGCUUGCGGUGACCCACCUAAAUCGCAAACCACACAGAGGGAUGACCUUGAAAGUUCGCUUAGAUCAAGACACAACUGUUGUGGGACAGGUUGGGCCUCCUCUCGUGGUGAAUGGUUCAGUUGGUGCAUACAACGCCGGCAGGUGA
Molecule: messenger RNA, 936 nt
Organism: Ascochyta rabiei
Lineage: Eukaryota; Fungi; Ascomycota; Dothideomycetes; Pleosporales; Didymellaceae
Exons: 3
Coding region: 1-936 (311 amino acids)
Cellular component (GO): ribonucleoprotein complex; nucleus; cytoplasm
Molecular function (GO): mRNA binding
Source: RefSeq, a predicted model, not a curated record